AUGGUAAUGAUUUGGUUCGUGCGAUUUGUAAACGUGCUUUUAUUUCUACUAUUUACAUCUUAUUUACCAGAUAUAAGAGCUGAAUGUCCGCGGAAAAAAAUUCAAGGUAAUAUUGAUCAAAAUAAAAUUAGGAGAUCUGAAGGAGCUCCAGCUGUUACACCACAUGAAACCUGGAUUUCUUGCACAUACAUCUUCAAUGAUAGAUCAGGUUACAAUGAUGUGGCUAUUGUGCUUAAUGAAAUUGCUCAUCGGUUGAAACGAGAAAUACUAAUAAAUUUGAAAAUCGAAAAGAUUGACUGCGCAGAAAAGAAGCAAGAAAAAUGUAUGGAGUAUUCAAUGGAGGAGCCAUUUCACUGGCUGAUCGUCGAUGAUUCGUUAAUUUUAUCAUCUUUUUUUAUCGCAAAUUACUUAAUCGCAAAUAUGAAUCUUUAA
This is a messenger RNA of Thelazia callipaeda (thelaziosis nematode), 432 nucleotides long. The record is from the annotation of a GenBank genome assembly. Lineage: Eukaryota; Metazoa; Nematoda; Chromadorea; Rhabditida; Thelaziidae.